This is a messenger RNA of Panicum hallii, 2081 nucleotides long. Its product is annotated as transcription factor ICE1-like. Gene Ontology annotation, biological process: regulation of DNA-templated transcription. Gene Ontology annotation, cellular component: nucleus. Lineage: Eukaryota; Viridiplantae; Streptophyta; Magnoliopsida; Poales; Poaceae. The record is from RefSeq and is a predicted model, not a curated record. Gene Ontology annotation, molecular function: sequence-specific DNA binding; DNA-binding transcription factor activity; protein dimerization activity. The transcript is spliced from 4 exons. The coding region runs from base 137 to 1711 and encodes 524 amino acids.
GCCGUGCCAGAGAGAGAACUCAGACGACUCCGCUGGCCCGCUGUCCUCUGCAGCUCUGCCAUCCGCGCCUGCUCCCCUCCGGGGCCAUUCCCACCCCAAGAAAGCGAGGACCCCUUCCCCCUCGCGCGGCGCCGCCAUGCUGCCGCCGUUCGGCAACCCGCUCUGGGCACAGGACGGCUGCGGCGCGCAGCAGCAGCGGCAGCAGGACGCGCCGCCGCCGACGCCCAUGAUGCUGGGGACAACGCAGCCGCUGGGGCAACAGCAGCAGAACCUCCUGGCCCUGGCCCAAGUCGCCGACCUGGGGGGCGGGGUUUUCAGCACGCCGCCGGUGCUCGACGACGAUUGGUACUUCAACUCGGCGGCCGGCGCCGGCGCGCAGGGGUCCCUGCUCCUGGCGCCACCGGGGCAGGGGCCGCCGGGGCUGUCGCUCGGGGCCGGCUCGUCGCAGAUGUUCUCGCUCUUCAACAUGGGCGGCGGCGCGACGUACGACCUCCACGGGUUCGACCUCGGCCUCUCCGGCGGCGGCGGCGUGUCCGGGGGCGAGAUGGUCUCGUUUGCCGGCGCCGGGAGCGUGUCGAAUUCCUCGCCUUUGCCCCUGAUCCCGGCGGGGAACGCCGGCUUGCUCGGCUCGUUCGGUGGCUUCGGCACCGCGCCGGCGCAAAUGCCGGACUUCGGCGGCCUCGUCGGGUUCGACAUGUUCAGCAACGGCACCGGGGCCGGCUCCUCCGCCCCGGCGCCCCCCGCCUCGGCGUCCCUGACGGCGCCGUUCUCCGCGCGCGGGAAGGCGGCCGUGCUCCGCCCGCUGGAGAUCUUCCCGCCCGUGGGCGCGCAGCCGACGCUGUUCCAGAAGCGCGCUCUCCGCCGCAACGCCGGCGAGGAGGACGACGACAAGAAGCGCAAGGCGGAGGCCCUCGCCGCGGCCGCGGGAGCGGCCUCGGCUGGUGGCGGUGACACGGUGCUGGACGACGCCGACGACGACGACGGCGGGAGCAUCGACGCGUCCGGGCUCAACUACGACUCGGAGGACGCGAGGUGCGUCGAGGAGAGCGGCAAGAAGGACGACAAGGACUCCAACGCCAACAGCACGGUGAUCGCCGGUGGCGCGGGCGACGGGAAGGGCAAGAGGAAGGGGAUGCCGGCCAAGAACCUCAUGGCGGAGCGCCGUCGCCGGAAGAAGCUCAAUGACCGACUCUACAUGCUCCGGUCCGUCGUCCCCAAGAUCAGCAAGAUGGACAGGGCUUCGAUUCUUGGAGACGCAAUCGAGUACCUGAAGGAGCUGCUGCAGAAGAUCAAUGAUCUUCAGAAUGAGCUUGAGUCGCCCCCUUCCACAGCCUCACUGCCUCCAACACCCACAAGCUUCCACCCUCUGACUCCGACACUGCCCACUCUGCCGUCUCGUGUGAAGGAAGAGCUGUGCACAAGCGCAAUGCCAAGCCCUACUUCUCAGCAACCUAGGGUUGAGGUAAGGAUGAGGGAAGGCCAAGCGGUCAACAUCCACAUGUUCUGCGCUCGCAGGCCUGGUCUUCUGCUUAAUGCUAUGAAGGCGAUCGAAGGCCUCGGCCUCGAUGUCCAGCAGGCUGUUGUCAGUUGCUUCAAUGGAUUUACCCUAGACGUCUUCAAGGCUGAGCUGUGCAAGGAUGGCCCUGGGCUCAUGCCGGAGGAAAUCAAGACCGUCCUCAUGCAAUCUGCCGGGUUCCAUGGCGUGAUGUAGGACAAGGAAGGCGGCUCGACCAACCUCAGAAAAAGAAGAAAACAAUGUAGCUAAGGAAUUUACAAACACUGGUGUUUCUGGUUUUAGGGGCGACUUUCAACAGAACCAUCUUCGUCUUUUAACAGUCAGAGAGAGAGAGAGAGAGAGAGAGAGAGCUGCUCAGGGUUUUUCAGAACCAUAUUUAUCCUCCAGUCUUUAGUUAUCGUCUAGAGUCAAAAAUAAUGUCAGUAUUCCCCUAGUCUGUCCUAGUUUUUCUUUUUUAAAGGUAGUCUGUCCUAGUUCUUGGUACAUGCUUUUGCCUUGUGUAGUCCUGCUGCGACUCUGAACCAAAACCUGCAUUGAUCGGAAAAGUGCAAAAUCCGUUCUUAAA